Messenger RNA from Cydia splendana, 1803 nucleotides. RefSeq names its product trypsin-1-like. Gene Ontology annotation, biological process: proteolysis. The transcript is spliced from 10 exons. Bases 89 to 1318 code for a protein of 409 amino acids. Lineage: Eukaryota; Metazoa; Arthropoda; Insecta; Lepidoptera; Tortricidae. Gene Ontology annotation, molecular function: serine-type endopeptidase activity. The record is from RefSeq and is a predicted model, not a curated record.
UAACUCCAUUAGAAGUUGGAGUGAUGACUUGAUGAGAAAUAGUUAAUACUAAGAAUCAAAAACAUAACUGAAAUAUUUAAUAAGAAUCAUGAUAAAAAAACUGUCGAGUGUUAUUGUGCUGUGCUUCGUCUACGGAGUGACGUCUCAAGCUCCCGGUGACAGCUGUUUCCAAGAUGGCGUACCCGGCGUGUGCAAAACACUCCGUGACUGUCAAGCCGUGACAGAUAACCCCAAGAGCCAGUGGUGGAAACUACCCAGAUGCGGUUUCGAAGGCUUCGAAGUAAUAAUUUGCUGCGUGGAGAAACCCACCACCACGUCUGCGAGACCCGUUGCUACCACGCCUCGCCCUGGGACAACAACGACUGAAUUCUUCGUGCCAGUGUACGACUAUAGUCCCAACACGCCUAUAGUUGAUAGCUGUGCUGCUGUGGAACCAGAUCGGACUGCCGCGAAGACCGGACGGAAAGCUUGGGAUAAAUGCAUCGACUACCAACAUCAACUAGUCUAUCCCUGCGAGCAAACAGCUCUGUCAGGCAGCAUGGGCCGCGCCAAUCGCUGCAACCACAAUGUUGACGAGCUGAUUGUGGGCGGCACCAACGCCAAGAGAACAGAGUUCCCUCACAUGGUGCUGCUUGGCUACGGGCAGUCGAAUGGCACAGCGGUGUGGCAGUGCGGCGGGACACUGCUCAGCGACCGGUUCAUUCUUACGGCGGGGCACUGUACUUCAGCCAGAGAUCUGGGUCCAGUGGCCUACGCCAUCACCGGUACUCUUAAACGGACUGACGACGUGUCCGCCUCUCAAGUGCACAGAAUUAGACGAAUCAUCAAACACCCGCAGUAUAAGCCGCCUUCAAAAUACCAUGACAUUGCUCUGCUAGAGGUUGAAGACCCGAUCAAACUCGACUUCACCACGGUACCAGCGUGUCUAGAUGUCUUUGACGGAGACCAUUCCAAAGCUGUAGCUACUGGCUGGGGCGCUACCACUUGGAUGGGAAGCAAUGCUGACUAUUUGCAGAAGGUGACACUGGACAAGUUCAAAGAUGAAGAGUGCAGCGCCAAGUUCCGUCCCAGCCGGAACGUCGUGAAAGGCUUUGACCCGGACACGCAGGUCUGCUACGGCGACUACACGCAGGCCAAGGACACUUGUCAGGGCGACAGCGGCGGUCCGCUGACCAUCCAGAACCGUCAGGUUCACUGCAUGUACACCGUCAUAGGCAUCACGUCGUUCGGGAAGGGCUGCGGUAACAUUGGAGACCCGGGGAUCUACACGAAAGUGUCUCACUACGCCGACUGGAUCGAGAGCAUAGUCUUCGCUUAGUUUAAUUGUUAUAAAUGGCCAUUUUCGCAUAAAAGUGUACCAUAUACUUGUUUUCGAAAAUCCUACACCUUUUGGGUUAUUUCUACUCAAAAUCCUCCUCCUCAAAGUCCUCCUGGGACUAUCGAUUUAAAAAGAAAAAAAUGUGUCCCAAAAAAUUAGUUUUGUAACGCAUUUUCACAUACAUUUUGUAUGGGCCGUUACAAAACUGACACCUAAAAUUUGUAUGAAAAACUGGGGACACUUUUUUUCUUUGUCUCAUUUAAUAGUAACUCAUGAUUCUGAGUUUAAAUAACCCAAAAGUUGAUGGUUUUUCGAAAAAAAGUAAUUUGUACUGUUUUUUCUGAAAACCCCCAAAUAUACAAUGUGGAAUUUGGACCACCGUCCAGCAUACUCUGCGUAGUGACUUAAUAGGUCAUACUGAACAACUUUUGUUAUGGGACCAAUACCGAUAUAGCGUAAAAAAUUUGGCUGUCCCAUAGAAAUCA